Molecule: messenger RNA, 1266 nt
Organism: Fusarium venenatum
Lineage: Eukaryota; Fungi; Ascomycota; Sordariomycetes; Hypocreales; Nectriaceae
Product: acyl-CoA dehydrogenase/oxidase
Biological process (GO): fatty-acyl-CoA biosynthetic process; fatty acid beta-oxidation using acyl-CoA dehydrogenase
Cellular component (GO): mitochondrial inner membrane
Molecular function (GO): flavin adenine dinucleotide binding; glutaryl-CoA dehydrogenase activity; fatty-acyl-CoA binding
Source: RefSeq, a predicted model, not a curated record
AUGUCAUUUUUUCUUCGAAGACGUGUCCAACCCCGCCUCUCCUCUUUGCUAGCUAUAUCAGGCCGGAGGAAUCACUCAUUUGCAAGGUUCGAUUGGGAAGACCCCGUUUCCACAAAGAGCCUGCUCACCUCAGAGGAACUCGAUAUACAAGAGACUGCCCGGGCUUACUGCCAGGAACGCCUAAUACCUCGAGUUCUAGAUGCUUAUCGAAAUGAGGAUUAUGACAAGAAGAUCCUUCGUGAGAUGGGAGAGCUAGGCCUCCUCGGAGCCACAAUUUCAACCCAUGGUUGCGCGGGAGUCAGCAGCGUCGCCUCAGGUCUGAUCACUAAAGAAGUUGAGCGUGUAGACUCGGGGUAUAGAUCUGGAAUGUCUGUACAGAGUUCACUUGUUAUGGGCCCCAUUGCGGAACAUGGCACAGAGGAACAAAAGGACCGUUUUCUGCCUCAGCUAGCCCAAGGAACGAUGAUUGGAUGCUUUGGUCUCACAGAGCCCAAUCAUGGCUCUGAUCCUGGAUCUAUGGAAACCGUUGCUCGUCCACAUCCCACAAAAGAGGGAUACUAUUCUCUGUCUGGGGCUAAGACGUGGAUCACCAACUCUCCUAUCGCUGAACUGCUCCUGGUCUGGGCUAAACUCGAAACCACUGGAAAGAUUCGAGGUUUUCUGAUAGAACGUGAUCGAUGCCCUCCAGGAACACUCGAAACACCUAGUCUCAAAAAUAAGAAUGGCCUGAGAGCAUCCAUAACUGGUAUGAUCCAGCUAGAUGGUUGUCCAGUCCCCAAAGAGAAUAUGCUUCAGGUUGAAGGUCUGAAAGGGCCUUUCAGUUGUCUCAAUUCAGCAAGAUAUGGUAUAGCCUUUGGUACUAUGGGAGCCCUUGAGGACUGUAUCAAUCGUGCUCGUACGUAUGCACUUGAUAGAAAGCAGUUUGGAAACCCGCUUGCAAAGUACCAACUUAUCCAGAAAAAGUUGAGUGAUGCUCUGACGGAUGCAUCCUACGGUACGUUGGCUGCAAUUCAGGUGGGGAGACUUAAGGAUGAGGGCACGUUGGCGCCUGAGAUGAUUUCAAUGAUCAAAAGACAGAAUUGCGACCGGGCAUUAGCAGGAGCUCGAACGCUUCAAGAGAUUUUUGGAGGAAACGCCGCUUCGGAUGAGUAUCAUAUAGGACGCCAUGUAGCAAACCUGUUUGUGGUUCAGACCUAUGAAGGACAAUCUGAUAUCCAUGCAAUGAUUAUCGGUAAGGGUAUUACGGGAUCGCAAGCCUUUUACUAG